AUAAAGAUAGAGAGAUGCUGUCUCUUUAAAUAGUCGAGGGUGUUCUCUCUCAGGCCACCAUGACAUAUCUGGGCGUUGGACCGGGGGCUGAAUAAACGGGGCAAGCACGAGAUCCGCGAUCGCAGUAAAGGGAUUGCAACCAGAGAAGGCUAACCCCCUCGCGUUUAGAUUGGGGAGGGGUUUGGAACAGCUCCGUCACUCCUUGGGAUCCAGCAACUGGAGUUUAAGCCGCCUGGCUCUCGCUUUCUAGGGAAUAUCACGACCAAGCAAGUUGACUCUUUGGCCUUGAUCAGUCCUAGACCUUCUGCCAAAAUGCUCCUUUUGUUACUGGGGAUCAUUGUACUGCACGUGUCAGUUCUUGUCCUUCUCUUUGUAUCUACAAUCAUCAGUCAAUGGCUCAGUAGCCCUAUGCGCUCGGCUGACCUUUGGCAGAACUGCACAUCAGGAUCACCCCCAGAAACAUUUCAUUGUACACCGUCAUCCCCAAAUGAUUGGCUUCAGUCUGUCCAAGCUUUGAUGAUCCUGUCUGUCAUCUUCAGUGUUAUAUCUCUGUUCCUAUUCUUCUGCCAGCUCUUCACUCUCACUAAAGGUGGACGGUUCUACCUUACUGGCAUUUUCCAGAUCCUUGCUGGCCUCUGUGUGAUGAGCGGUGCUUCCAUCUACACAGUGAGACACACAGAGUGGUAUCACCCUUCAGAGAACCUCUCCUUUGGCUUCACGUACAUCUUGGCCUGGGUGGCUCUCCCGCUGGCCCUCAUCAGUGGUGUGAUUUAUGUCAUCUUGAGGAAGCGUGAAUGAAAAGUCAAUUGAGGCUGCUGGGAAUGGAGCACUUGGAACAAGGAGGCGUCCAAGAAUUAGAAAAUGAAAAAUGGAAUUUAACCAAAAAAAGUAAACCCAACAAGGAAAACCAAACCAAACUGAAAGAAGGGUUACUAUGUUCAUUGAAGAUGUAUAUAGUAUCUAUGGUUUUUAAAAAAACCUAUUUAUAACACUUUUUACAUAUAUGUACAUAGUAUUGUUUGCUUUCGUUUGUUUGACCUGCCGCCAUGUUUAAGCCUAAAGAAAGUGCCUAAGGACUUUGACGCCUAACAGUAUAUGUAGAGUGUUGUAUUUUGCACCCUUCUGCUGUGGAAGCGAAUGGAUCCCUCCUCCAAAGCUUUCCACUCUCAACCCCAAGCCCGAGCACAAAUCAAGAACCAGGCUAGUCCUUCAGAUGGGCAAGAGAAACUGUUACUGCACUGAUGGUGGCUGAUAUGGGUGACUUCAUUAAUAUGGGUGACUUCAUUAGCCCAUAUUAACCAACUGAUGGAGACCGAUAUUCAGUGGAAAGGGAAAGGAUGUCUACCAGAAUGUUGAUGCUGCCUCAAACAAGGGUGAGGGAGCAACACUUCUGAGGUUUCUUGGAAUGAUAGUCAAUAUGUAGUGUAGUAUGUGGACCAUAGUCCCACUGUGGCAUCCUGAAGUAAUGUUGUUACUUCUGCCAUGUAUAGUCUCCAUAUUUGACACCCUGAAAUCCUUGGAAGAAGAGCAGGAUAUAAAGGUCAUCAGUACAUAGUCCCAGAGAGGAGUACUAUCAGCUAUUGCUUGUUGCAUGCAUUAAGUCCCGUUGAAGUAAGCAUGAUUCAGAUUACCCAAGACUAGCACUGAGGCUGAGUUAGAAGAAAGUGAGUGGGACAAGAAGAAGAAAAAAAAUAGGUGACGUCAGUUUACAGCUCGCCUAUGUAGCUGUCUUCAGCUAUGCCUGCUGGGGGCUGGUAGACAAUGACUUUUUUUUUUUAAAAAAAAGCAUUUUCUUUUCCUUUAUUUGAGAAUAAGCUAAAGUAGAAAAGAUGAAUGAAAUGUGGCAAGCUCUGAACCCCCCCUCCCACUCCUCUCUAUGAAAUUGAAUACCAAAUCUGUGAAAUGGUGCUAUCUAUUUACCAUUCCUUAUAUUGCUAAGCUAUUUAACCUUUACUCACUGGAAAUUCAGAUAACGAUUUUAUGAAUAAACCAAGGAGUAGGAAUGAUAAAUAAUUCUGUGUAAUAUAUACAGCCUAUAACUGCUUUUGUACUUAGGAAAGUGGCUAUUAUUAUUAGUAUUAUUUUUUUAAUAAAGCAUUUAUAACCAAAGUGUUUCCCCUUCCUUCACAGUCAGGAGGGAAGUAAGCCAAUCUCAUAGACCCCGUAGGAUCCCCCCCCCAGCUCCUCUGUAAUCCUUUUCUAUGCUUCCAAAAGUGUGUCUGGCAAUGAACUCCGUUGGCAGUCGCAUGUAGGAUGUGUAGGCGGUGCCUUUUGAUGCUAAGACUCCAGACAUUAUUAUGUAAUUAUUUUGCUUUGCUUUUCUGAUUUUAUACCAACUGUGUGGACUAAGAAGCAACAAAAUAAAAGCCAGAAUAACUCAAA
This is a messenger RNA of Sphaerodactylus townsendi, 2382 nucleotides long. It is a transcript of the gene PMP22, whose product is annotated as peripheral myelin protein 22. Bases 313 to 798 code for a protein of 161 amino acids. The transcript is spliced from 5 exons. Gene Ontology annotation, cellular component: plasma membrane. The record is from RefSeq and is a predicted model, not a curated record. Lineage: Eukaryota; Metazoa; Chordata; Lepidosauria; Squamata; Sphaerodactylidae.